This is a messenger RNA of Dimorphilus gyrociliatus, 669 nucleotides long. Lineage: Eukaryota; Metazoa; Annelida; Polychaeta; Dinophilidae. The record is from the annotation of a GenBank genome assembly.
AGAAAGGAAUUUCUCGAAAGAUCGCCGUAGUAAUGGUAAACAAAAAAUCGAAUCAGUUGAAAUAUUUGGAUUAAACACACCCAAAAGAUUUAUACGAUAUAUUAUAUCAAAAUAUGAAUGUCGCACGUUACAGACCAGUUUUAUAUAUGCAAUAUCUCCUUCUUUUUGUUGAUAUUUUUAUGAAUACUUUCUCAAGUUUAUUAAGAUUCCAAAAUGUUGUACUAUUAGUUCUAUAUGUGUAAGUUUUUUUAAUUAUAUAUUAAAAUAAUUGAUUAAUUAUGAAUUAAUGCCUAUUUUUCAUUCCUAAAUAGAGUUCAAGACAUCGGUAUUAUAUUUCAAGUGAUUAUUAUUUUUCUACUCUUCUUCAAUACAUUCAUCUUCCAGGCCGGUUUGGUGAAUAUUCUUAUUAGCAAAUUUAAAAUGCCUAUUCUGGCAAGUGUAACUUAUCUGGCCCUAUGCAUUGCGUUACACGUUUGGGGUUUAACUCAACGAUGGGAUGAUCCAAAGAAAGUACUAGAUGGGGCUGGUUUUCAAGUACUAUUUGUUUUCCAAAGAACUGGUGCUGUGAUAUACUACUUUUUUUACAAAAGAACCGCCCUAAGAUUGGCAGAUCCUAGAUUUUACGAAGAUUCUGAAUGGAUUGGUAGAGAAUUUGAAAAAAGACAAUGA